UACUGUAGUGUAGAGGUUUGCGCCACCACGUGGUGCUUCUGCGGGGAGUGAAAUUGCAACAUUGUUCAGUUUGGUGUAAGUUACAAAGAGAACAGCCUGGGUAGAAGUGAGACAACCACAACCAGAUGGGGUCCCAGGAUCGACCAACAACACUUUCCCAAUGACUGCCUACUAUGGAUUCCUACAACUUCGAAGAAGAUAUCAGUAUACUGACACAAGAAGGGCUGCAUGAUGAAGAGGACUGGGUUGACACCCCCAACACAGACCUUACCGGAGAGGAGCACUCUGCUUCCCACUUUGCCCUGAUCACGGCCUACAACGAUAUCAAACAGAGGUUAAUUGGGAUGGAAAGGGACAACUCCACUUUGAAGAGGAAACUCAGACAGUAUGAUCUCAAGUUCUCCUUCUCCAAUGAGUGUGGGGAUGAUCGGAAAUCGCCCCAAGGCCUACUUGACAUCAUUCUGCUGCGCAAUGAGAAUAGACGUCUGAGGGAACAGCUGGACCAUCUCAGGAAUCAGCUUCAAGACAGCAAAGAGAGGGAGGGUCACCUGGAAGAGGUCAUUCAAGCCUAUGAAAAGAUACGUUUGGAGAAAGAAGACCUGAAUCACCAGCUGGAAGAAAUGUCAGUCCUGGUGGAAGAUCACGUCUCGACAAUUCGGAGGCUGGAACAGGCUCUGAGACUGAGGGACAGUUCCGUCCAGAUCCUCAGCGACCAGCUCCAGGAGAAGGACGAGCAGAUUAUACAGCUGAGCCCACUGCCUGGUGGCCCUCAUGUACUGGAGAGUCCACGGCGUCAGCAGAGCUUGCGGGACCCAGGCCAACAGCUGGAUGAGCAGCAGGUUCAGCUUCUGCAGGAGGAGCUGGAUGAGCUGCAGAGGAAGCUGCGUAAUUGCCAGUGGAGGGAGGGGCAGUACAAGGAGGAAUGUGACCGUCUCCAGUCGCAGCUGAGCCAGCGCAGUCUGCAGGAGAGCUGUGCACAGGAGCUGAACUGUGACCUCAAUGACGCAGAAUGGAUAAAUGGUACGGAAGAAGAGCAGGAAAGGCUGCUGAUGGCCUACAGUGAGCUAGCCCAGGAGUUCUGCCAUCUGCGCCGUCUGACUGAGGCCCAGACCGAGAUCCUAACAAGGCUGUCUGAGGAACAAGCAACGAAUAACGUCCUUCUGCAGUCCUCAGUUUACAUGAAGCCCGAUGCUUUCUCCAGCUACCCCAGGAGCACAAGGCAUCCUCUCCAAGCCAGCUUCCAAAGCCGCCGCAGUUACUCCGAAGUCAGCGACACCAAGGUGUACCACCACACAAUGCCAUCUCGACUGGAGGAUGAACAGACCUUGACCAGGCACAGGCAGUACCUCCCCAGCGACUACCUGAAGAUGCCUGACAACGCAGACGAUGGCCCAUAUGACGGACAGCUGGAGUCCGAUAAUGAGGAUUGGAUGACCCAUAGUCCACCCGGCACGUUGGACAAGGGAAUGAGGAGCACUUCCUCCUGCACAGCGCUUCCCAUCCCAGACAACCCCACGGGCAGGAAUUCUACUGAGUAUUCCAGAUCUGAGCAUGCUCAGUCCUGGCCAUCGAUCAACCUCUGGAUGGAAACAGGAGACUCAGAUAUGAGGAACUGUCCACUGUGUCAAUUGGCCUUCCCCAUCAAUUACCCUGACGACGCUCUCAUAAAACACAUCGAUACCCAUCUGGAAAACAGCAAGAUCUGACCAAUAGGCUCUGUGCUGAAUCACAGAAGGACUGAAGCAAGCUAAGAAGUGAAACAAAUGCUCUUGAAAGCUGGUCAAGAUAAUGAAGAGUGAUCACAUUUUCUACUUGCUGAUUUCAUUUGUUACAGUUGGGGUUGGGUGCAGUGUUGGAUGAGGUGAUAGAGCAAGGGACAGAGGAACGAGGAUUAAUAUUGAAUAGAUGUAAUAUUGAAUGAAGACCAUUCCCAAGCCGAGGGAGGAAGCUUGAAAUUUUUUGAUUAGCAAGUGUUAAGCAGGCCAAUUGAUAUGUCUUCCAGUACAAUCAGUUUACUUCCAAAAGCUGAAUACUUGAACAUUGAUCAUUAGGAAUUUAGUUGUUCAAAAAGCGAUAACUAAAGAUUACACAUUGGGGAGAGUAGGGAAUGGACCUUAAAUUGUCAACCCAUUCUUCAACAGGACAAACUGAGUUAGCAUAACACACCACAGGAUCAGCAUUCCUGUGGAGAAAAUCACACCGUAUGGCUAUCUUCUAGUUACCAAAGUAUAACUAGAAAAUAACUAUCAGUGAGUCAGGAAAUACAGAAGCUGAUCCGUAGCAUGGUAUUCAGAAGGUGCAGGAUGUGUGUGGGCUUUCUACUAAUGUACAUUUAUAGCCCAUUGAUCGUCAAAAUGCAAAUUAUAUUUAUGAUAUUACACAUCUUAAUGUAGCACAGUAGAAAAAUAAAACUAAUUUCACAUUAAUAUUGGCAUUUACAUGAUAUAAAGUCAUAUAAUGUCAUCGCACGCAUGCCUUUCAUUCACAUCUCUUCGUACUUAAACAUUUAUGCUGGCCAGUGUACCUUCAGUGUUGUGAGUACCUCAACCCUACUCAAUGUAGUGGAAAUUUUAAAUAUCCCGGGUUUACACUAACACACGGCCGCAUAUUUACACACACACGCACGCGCGCGCGCACGCGCACACACACACACACACACACACACACACACACACACACGUUCUAACAAGUCAUCACUUGCAGCAGACUGAAUCUCCAUUGUUCCAAAGAUCCUAGUGACUGACAGCAGGGAGUGAUAUUCUAAUACUGGGAUUUGUACUGGGCACGAUCUCAACGAGAUCAUGAAAUUUUAUAUUCUCUGUGUAUGUGUGUAUAUAAAAUAAAAAUCUUAC
Hypanus sabinus (Atlantic stingray) is the source of this 2852-nucleotide messenger RNA. RefSeq names its product TBK1 binding protein 1 (gene tbkbp1). The transcript has 10 exons. Gene Ontology annotation, cellular component: cytoplasm. Lineage: Eukaryota; Metazoa; Chordata; Chondrichthyes; Myliobatiformes; Dasyatidae. The record is from RefSeq and is a predicted model, not a curated record. Gene Ontology annotation, biological process: canonical NF-kappaB signal transduction. The coding region runs from base 174 to 1706 and encodes 510 amino acids.